Eublepharis macularius is the source of this 5970-nucleotide messenger RNA. It is a transcript of the gene ELMOD2, whose product is annotated as ELMO domain containing 2. Bases 469 to 1350 code for a protein of 293 amino acids. The record is from RefSeq and is a predicted model, not a curated record. The transcript is spliced from 9 exons. Gene Ontology annotation, molecular function: GTPase activator activity. Gene Ontology annotation, cellular component: membrane. NCBI's taxonomy places the organism in Eukaryota, Metazoa, Chordata, Lepidosauria, Squamata, Eublepharidae.
UGGUCUCUAGGCACCGGCCUGAUAUUCGCUUCCGGGAUCAGGGACUUUACCCGCGAGUUGUGGUUGUGUAUAGCGGUGUUUUACCGCUCGGGCUUGACAGCUUUGUUAAAUUCUCAUAAAAUAACGCCUUCCUGAAACGUUUGCUUUUACGACGUUUAGGCUGUGUGUGUUUUUAAAAAAGCAGCUGAAAGGGGAGCAAUAAACUAGAAGUGAUAUCCUAAAUCACGAAUUAAUCUUGAAGCGUUGCAGAUAGCGGUGUUAGUCUAUAGAAAAAAAUCCAAACGAAACAGGAAUGUAAUAUUCUUUUUUAUUAACGAGCCAAAAAAACCCCCACCACAUGAUAUUAUGCAAUCGUCUUUCUAAGAAUUCAGUUAAUAUGGACUACUUGCUGGCUGUCAGGACUGCAACGAUCAUUGUCCUUUAUAAGACCGUUAUGGUACGAUUGCCCUGACCUGGAUAGCCCAGAAAAUGAUUAUUAUACACUUAUGGAACUAUAUAUAUAGACACGUCUUUCGAUUUUGGCUAAAAUGGAUCUUGAGACAGAUCACUGGAAAAUGUGAACUGCAGCGUAUUUGUGAUGGUUCAAAGAAAAGUGCAGAAAGGACACUCAAAAUUGAGUAUUCACUGGAAUCAUCAAAGAGCAAGGUGUUACAAAGUGCUGUGCAUGCUUCUGAAGAUGAAGUGAAAAAAUAUGUAGCGCUCAUCAUGAAAGAAAAGAAGAUUAAUAUACAAAAGGAUACAGGGUUUGCCUUGAAGCUGCAAAUGUGUUUGCUGCAGAUUACAGGUUAUAAGAAACUUUAUUUGGAUGUAGAAGAUCUGAGAAAAUGUCCAUAUAACUCUAAUAACAAAGAACAUGAAAAGCAACUAAUUGAGCUUUGGAAUUUGUUGAUGCCCCAUGAAAAACUGAAGGCUAGAAUCACGAAGCAGUGGUGUGACAUUGGUUUCCAAGGUGAUGACCCUAAAACAGACUUCAGAGGAAUGGGCAUGCUGGGAUUAGUUAAUCUUCUAUACUUCAGUAAACAUUAUCCCCAUGAGGCGCGUCAAAUCCUUACUCGCUCAAAUCAUCCCACACUGGGAUACUCCUAUGCAAUAGUUGGGAUCAAUUUGACAGAGAUGGCUUACAGCUUAUUAAAAAAUGGUGCUUUAAAAACUCACUUCUACAACCUGGUUCCUUGUGUGGCACAAAUGGAUCACUUCCAUCAGUUUUACUGUUAUUUGGUGUAUGAGUUUGACAAAUUUUGGUUUGAAGAAGAACCGGAAAGUAUUAUGUACUUCAAUCAGUACAGAGAAAAAUUUCAUGAAAUAGUUAAAAGACGCCUUCAGGGUUAUGAUGUAGUUCUUGCCUUAUAAAGUGAAAAAUAGUGCUCAGACUUUUGAGUACUGUACAUAAAAAUUAUGCACUUGAAUGGAAUCCUCAUUUUUUUAACCAAAAAUCUUCAUUUAAUGAUCAAGUUUUAUAAUUAAAAAAAAUCAUUUGGGAGUGCUUGGACAAUCAACACUUACUUAGGACUACACUCGUUGCUGAAGGAAAGAACUUUUAAACUACAAAAAUCUUCACUGAAUCAUAGGACCUCAUAACUUUUGUACACUUCUUCCAGCAGGAAGAUGAGACAAGUACUUAGGCUUUGUCGUAUUAUCUAGUAAUAGCUGCUUUUCCAAAUAUGACUAGUAAUCAGUUUACAGCCAGAGACUUUCAGUACUUUUUAUAAACAGCUUUGGUUUUAGAUUUGUGUUGGGUUCUGUUUUUCUAACAUAGGUCAUGCUUUUUGUUGUUUUUUUGAGGAAGGGACACACAAGUAAAAUUAUUUGAAUGUGUUAAAAUCUUCACUGUGGGUUAGCUGAGAUUAUUCUGUAAUGCUUUCAUUAAAUUGAUUUCAUGGAAGUAUGUAACUAGAUCAUGGGAUAAAAAAAAACUGUUGGUGAAAGUAGUCUUUGUGUGCCAUUAGUAAUAAUUUCAAGUAAAUGUUUUUUUUUGUAUUGUACAUCUUAUUUAGGGCUAUGCAACAAAAUUCAUAUUUCAGUUACUGGCCUUUUUUUUGUCUACCAAAACAUUCAUGACUGGCAGAGAAGCCAGAGAAUAUCAGAGAUCAAAAUACUUAAGAGAUGACAAACAACUGGCCAGUUAACUGGAUUCUUUCUUCUAUAUAUUUCAAAUUGUGCAUUGAGGAAGGCAACUCAGAUGGCCUAUUCCUAGACAAUAGAGACCAUAGGAUUUUAUAUCUAUGGUAAAUCUACUAAUGCUUGUCUAAAAUGUGUUAAAACAUCUGGUUUGCAUCAACUUGUGUUUGGGUGGGGGUUCAAAGCUUAAUCUUUAAAGUGCCUUCUGCUGACCACAAUUAAACCUUUGGAAAUGUGUCUAUGUCUGUUGUAGGACAGUUCUGAGUACAUAGUGGCUUUUGUUUUAAGAAUUGAUACUGCAGAUUUAGCAAAAUACAUAUAGUUUAUCUUGCCGUGAUCAUUGGCUAGAUAACUUUUCAAUUGCAAUAUAAUUAAAAUCACAGCAAGAAAUGGUCUAAAGGAAAAUAGGAUAUCAGACAACUACCUGCAGACAUGUUAACACUAUAGUCAUUACCUACAGCCUGUAGCUUGUAACUAGAACCGGGCAUGUUUUUUUUUUUUAAAUGGGAAGAUCUGAUCUAAUUUACAGUAAGAUUUAAUGUCUUAAUAAAGUAUCUCAAGGUCUUGUUCCUGUGGUGGUAGGGGGUGACUGAGAGAGGAGGAUGGGAAAUUCACUGUCUCCAUCUGUUUCUGUAACCGUUCAUUUUUUUAAAUAAAAGGCAAUUAAUUACUACAAAAAAUCGUGGAGUGAAUUGGAGCGCAACCAGAAGUCCAUAUGGCCUAGAUGCUUCCCUGAAGCUCUGUGGCCUGGACAGCCCUCUCUCUUCUUCACAUUAUUUUUAGGGUUUUCUAUCAUGGAGGAAAAUAGUUGCUGUAUAUGAGUCCUGCAGUUGCUGCUUCACUGUAUAAUUAUGUACACAAUAUCAUUCAUGUCUGAAUACUGCAAUAAAUGUAUUUUUUGCAUUAUUCGGAGGGACUGUGAUCACAUAUACACUCAAGUGCCCUUUGAAGGGUUUUUAAUAUCCUGAUCAAGAAAGUUGUGGACAUUUAAGAAGCAGCAGUUAAGUAAAAUAUUCCACUGUUAUCCAACCUACUGGAACUUGAGGAUAGCAGUGCAAGUAUGUAGAUGUUGUGCCAGAGGAGAUGUAAGGGCAUGUCUUUGUUGUUAAUUCAUCACUUUAGUGGUGUACCAUGCUGAAGGAAGUUCUACUCAGAAAAAAAGGAAAUUUAAUUGCUAAAUCCUGUGCAUCAUUUUUUGUGGAUUGCAGUAUCUAUUACUGACCCCAGUGAUUUUCUUAGUGUACCUUUUGCAUAUUUAAUUCAGUUUCCAUAAGCUACAGGGUAUGCUGAAUCUGCCCAUCUGAGAAUACUAGGGUCAUAAAUCCAUUGCGAAGAAGCAAGUUUCUGUCAAUGUGAUUUAAAAAUCUGUAGGAAACGUCAAGAUUAGAGAUGGGCACGAACCAAAGUUCGGCACAAACUGGGCUGGUUCGUAGUUCGUCAGAGCCCAUUUCAGACAAACUGCGAUAAACUUCAGGCCGGUUUGUCACUGCAGACAGCCUGGCGCCAAUCAGUCAGUUUCCUAGGCCAACGGGGUGGGCUUUCUGCAGACCUAUUGACCCAGAAGUGACGUUUUCAUGAACCAAAUGAACCGGUUCAUGAACCGGGGCAGGUUUGUGAAAGUUCGUGGUUUUAUGAAACGUGAUGAACAACGAACUGCACGGUUCGGUUUUUCCCCAGUUUGUGCCCAUCUCUAUUCAAGAUUAUAGGAGUGUUUUCUCUGUCAGAAACAUAUGAGACUACAACUGUAUGAGAAAAAUCCAUCAAUUUCUUAAAGCAGAUAUGGGUGGAACUGCAUACUUUCAAUCAGGAAAUAUUUCAGAAGAAUCAGGUGUAUGGAUCCUGAUUCUAAGUUCCAGAUUGGAUUCCAUACCAGAAUAAAUUUUUAACUUAACAUUUUAGUUUCUAGAACAGCUGCAAUAUUUUGCUAUACAUAAGACGCUAUUUUUGGAACAGGUUAGCUGUUUAAAAAUUAAAUAAUAUAAAAACAUUUAGUGGGAAUAGUUACCAGCAAAGCACCAGAUGAUGGUCACUAACUUACCCAAUUUUACAGUGAGUGAUAAGUAUCUUUUUUGCCUCACUGGUGCUGUCAUAGUUAGAAGUUGUUUGUAACGAGAUUUCUCUGGUUUCACAGAUACUGUUACAUUCUAAAUGCUCCAUUCCAGCUGGAGUAAUGUACAUUCCUUAACUUUUGUGUAUAUAUGUAUGAGAAGCUAUUCUACUUCCUCUGAUUUUUUUUUAAAUGCAGGGCUGCAUUACUUCAGUAUGUAUUCCUAUGUAGAUAUCUAUUGAGGUAUACUAAUUGAAACCUAAUGCUUUUGUUUUAAUUCUCUGGUUUCCCAGUCCAGUGUGUUCAGUAGGUAUGCUGCUUGUAUUUCCUUUAAAGAACACAGCAGUCUAGAUUAGUGUUUAAGAGUAUGUAAACGAUCUAUUUUUAGUGCUGUGAAGACAUGGACGUUUUUAAAAACAUCACUUUGUAAAAUGAAGUUUUUGUUAAAUAUUGCAUUGUGACAAUCUUAUGACAAUACACGUGUAACUCUGCAUGUUUUUAUAAAAGACAACUAUUAAUUUCAUCUUGAAUGAAAUAUAAGAGCUGGCUUACAUGUGAGCAGCUGGCUGUUUUCACACACAGUCCUUUACAUGGGUAAGUAAAAAUAUAAAGAAAUUAGACUUAUAACCAGGUAAACGACAGAUGUGACCGUUUCCACAAUUUUAACAUCUGGAACAGCGCAGCUUUGAUAACAAUUGGCUGUUUGUGUCUGUGUGCCCUCUCUUGUCUCUUUCAUAUUCACGUUUCUCUGAGGUAGUUUCAGGUGAAUAGCUAUGUUGGUCUGCAUUAGAAGAGCAAGAUUCAGGUCCAGAUUCCAGGGUAUGAGCUUUUGAGAGUCAAAGCUCCCUUCUUCAGAAGUUUAGAUUUUCAAAAGCUUAUAAUCUGGAAAUCUAGUUAGUCUUUAAGGUGCUACUGGAAGUCAUUGUUUCUUAGACUUUGUAAACCUGAUCAUAUUAAAGAAAUCCAGCUGCUCAAAUGAAAGGUUCCUUAGCAGUGUUAAAUAUUUUAAGCUGCAUGUGUUGACAAAAAAUGAUACAGUAGCUGUAAGAACUGUUAAUUUCUUACAGCUGACAGUGUCAAGUUAAUGCAGUAGUGUUCAAAGAUGUAUUCAACUUCAGAUAUCUAUAGUAGCUUUUGACAAAGUGGAGUUGGCAAAUGGCACUACAAAAACAAUUUAUAAAUACUGAGUGCUUUUUUAUGAUGUCCCAAUGCUUGAUAUUGGGGUUAUAUUGAACAUAUGAAACUUCUGUAUACUGAGUCAGGUCACUGGUCUAUUAAAGCCAGUAUUGUCUACUCAGACUGCUAGCAGACACCCAGAGGCUCAGUGGGGGGGUCUUCCAAAUCUACCUGAUUCUUUUAACUAGAUAUGUUGGGGAUUGAACCUGAGAUCUUCUGCAUACAAAGCAGCUGUUCUGCCACUGAGCCACAGCACUUUCUCACUGCUAUUGAUAUCGUGAAAGGUCGACUCAUCUGUCAUAUGUUCCAAAUGUAGAAAAGUAGACCAUAUGCCUUGAAGAUGUCUCUUAAAGCAAGCUUCUUACUUUUCUAAAUUAUUAUGUUUCAAUUAUAAUUACUGUUGGACAAGUGAAAUUAUAUACCUUGACUGUUUAUUUCUAGUCUGUAUUAUUUGCAUUUAUGUCUCUGAAUAAUGGUUGUCUUUUGGUUGGUAUUUUUGUUACGCUCCUUUAUACAAAAGCAGUGAAUUGUAAACCUGUAUGGGCAUAAGAUCACUGUCUACUGCUACAAAUGUUAUGUGCCUGUUAUAGUAUGGGAGCAAUAAAAUGUGGUGCUUGCUUGAUGAGAAA